UUGGCGACCCGGGGAUCCGUGGGGAACAGGCAGAGGGCGGGCCGAGGCGGGGCCCCGGGAGAGCUCGAGAAAGAGGGCGGGGCCCGCAGUGCUGGCGGGCGGGCAGAGUCAGGAGGGCUGGGCCCACGGGCGGCGGCGGCGCUGGAGUAGGCUGUGGCGGGGGUGCAGGCGCCAUGGAGGCCGAGCUGGGGCCGAAGAACCCUCCCAAGGAGGGCGCGCGGGCCCUGGCUGAGUUCGCGGCGCUGCACGGCCCCGCGCUGCGUGCCUCGGGGGUCCCCGAGCGGUACUGGGGCCGCCUCCUGCACAAGCUGGAGCACGAGGUUUUCGACGCUGGGGAAGUGUUUGGGAUAAUGCAAGUGGAGGAGGUGGGUGAGGAGGAGGAGGAGGCAGCAGCAGCACAGGAGGCACGGAAGAAGCAGCCCAACCCGGGCAGCGAGCUGUGCUACAAGGUCAUCGUGACCAGGGAGAGCGGGCUCCAGGCAGCCGACCCCAACAGCAUCUUCCUCAUUGACCACGCAUGGACGUGUCGCGUGGAGCAUGCCCGCCAGCAGCUGCAGCAGGUGCCAGGGCUGCUGCACCGCAUGGCCAACCUGAUGGGUGUGGAGUUCCACGGAGAGCUACCAAGUGCGGAUGCUGUGGCCCUGGUUCUGGAGGAGAUGUGGAAGUUCAACCAGACCUACCAACUGGCCCAGGGGACUGCAGAGGAGAAGGUGCCAGUGUGGUACAUCAUGGAUGAAUUUGGCUCAAGAAUCCAGCACGCGGACGUGCCCAGCUUCGCCACCGCACCCUUCUUCUACAUUCCCCAACAGAUGGCCUACACGCUGCUAUGGCCCCUCCGGGACCUGGACACAGGUGAGGAGGUGACCCGGGACUUUGCCUAUGGAGAGGCAGAUCCCCUGCUCCGGAGAUGCCUGCUGCUGCCCUGGGCCCCUGCCGACUUGCAGGACUUCAGCCCCGCCACACCUGAGCCACCUGCUGAGUACUACCAGGCCAUUUUGAAGGAGAACAAGGAACAGUUGCCACUUGGCGUCAGUCCAGUGGUUCAUCCCUCUGACCACGUCUUUAGGGUCUACACAGACAUGCAGCAGGUGCUCAAGGGCCUGACUCACCCGCGCUUCACCUUCACCCAGAGUGAGGCAGAUGCCGACAUCCUCUUCAGCUUCUCCCACUUCAAAGACUACAGGAGACUCAGCCAGGAGAGGCCAGGUGUGCUAUUGAACCAGUUCCCCUGUGAAAGCCUGCUGACUGUGAAGGACUGCCUGGCCUCCAUCUCGCGCCGGGCCGGGGGCCCUGAGGGCCCCCACUGGCUGCCCCGAACCUUCAAUCUGCGCACCGAGCUGCCCCAGUUCAUCAGCUACUUCCAGCAACGGGAGCAGAGGGGUGAGGACAACCACUGGAUCUGCAAGCCUUGGAACCUGGCCCGCAGCCUGGACACCCAUGUCACCAAGAGCCUCCAUAGCAUCAUUCGGCACCGAGAGAGCACCCCCAAGGUUGUGUCCAAGUACAUUGAAAGUCCCGUCUUGUUCCUUCGAGAGGAUGUGGGCAAGGUCAAGUUCGACAUCCGCUACAUCGUGCUGCUGCGGUCAGUGAAGCCCCUGAGCUUGUUCGUGUAUGACGUGUUCUGGCUGCGGUUCUCUAACCGGCCCUUCGAGCUCAAUGACCUGGAUGACUAUGAGAAGCAUUUCACAGUCAUGAACUACAACCCAGAUGUGGUGCUUAAGCAGGUGCACCAUGAUGAGUUCAUCCCAGAGUUUGAGAAGCAAUAUCCAGAAUUUCCCUGGAAGGACGUCCAGGCAGAGAUCUUCCAGGCCUUCACAGAACUGUUCCAGGUAGCCUGUGCCAAGCCACCACCCCAGGGCCUGUGUGACUACCCCUCUUCCCGGGCCAUGUAUGCUGUCGACCUCAUGCUGAAGUGGGACACCCAUCCAGAUGGGAAGCGAGUGAUGCAGCCGCAGAUCCUAGAGGUGAACUUCAACCCUGACUGCGAGCGAGCCUGUCGAUAUCACCCCACCUUCUUCAAUGAUGUCUUCAGCACCCUGUUUCUGGACCAGCCCAGCAACUGCCACGUCACUUGCCUCAUCUAGGCACUUGCUGUCCUUGCACCCUGUGCUUGGGGGGUGCCUCCCACCUCAGUUCUCUGAGCUGCUUCUGAAAGGCCCCACACUUCCCCUCUCUUCCUCCCUCCGGUCCCAGCGCCAACCCCAGCCCUUGCCCCUCUGUCCUCCUUAGCCAUGGCUCUGGCCUCACACCCUGGGAGUUCAGGGUCCUUCUCCUGCCCCUAGAGCAGCGGUUCUCAACCUGUGGGUCACGGCCCCCAGGAACUGUAUUGAAGGGCCAUUGCAUUAGGAAGGUUGAGAACCACUGCUCUAGCGGGUCCAAGCAGGACAGACAGUGGUGAUGUCCCCAGGGCCAGGCGCUGACCCAGUCACCUCCAAUCUCCACCAUCUGUUGGAUCUGACCUCUGCCAAGGCCUUUCCUCCUGGCAUCAGGAGAGUGUGUCUGGGCUGCCAGGUUUCCAGAGGGUCGUGGGAGGGUUCCGAGGGGCAAGCAGGAUUGUGCGGCUGGGGCUGGGGCUGGGGGGCGGGGGGGGUAAUUCCAGACUCUUCAGAUAUCAGAGCCUCACACUCUGCCUGCAGGGCUUUGUGUCAGGUGCCCCAGAACAGCCUAGAGAAACCACCGGCCAAAGCCCUCUUAUCCUUCCCCAGCUGACCAGAACCUUCACCAGCAAACCUCUGCUGAUUUCCAGGCAGGAGGGACAGCACCUUUUGUUAUCAUUUCCUUUCCGUUCCCCAGGGGUCCCAGACCCCAACAGGGACACUCUUGUCCUGUUAGAAUCCUCACCAGGCACUCUGCUGGGGCCAUCUGGAGGUGGGGGUGUCGGGGCCAAGUGUGGGUGGCCAGAGGAUGAUUCCAAGGAGAACUUGAUGUUAGAGUCAGACUCCAGUUCCUACCAGGGUCCAGAGUCAUAUUGUUGGCUUUGUGUUGUUUUUAAUUUGUGGGAAGAAAAUGUAAAGUUCUAGUUCUUUCCUAAUUUUGUUUCUGAAAUUUGGAGUCAGCUGCCAGUGUUUUUGUGUGGCCACAGCACACCUGGGCCCCACUCGUGGGCAGGGGGUGGGCCUGACUACUCAGGCAGGUGGACACUCUCCAGAGCCUUAUGGUUUGCAGGAAGGCAGGGCUAGAGAUAGUGGUGUUUCAUUUUUGAAGCUAAAAGUGGAUCUUUCAUGUAGCAAAACUGCACAUAGUUGUUUUGCCUGUCCCCUCGGUGUCUGUCUGGGUGACCACCACCCUCUGUUAAGGAGAGCCUCGCCCUCCCUAGUGGCAGCUGGGCCCAGCCUGUUGUACUUGGGAGGGCAGGCACCUGGCCUGUUUCCCCAGGAGGGCUGCUCUCCUGUGGUCCCCUCUCACUGGAUUUAUGCUGCAAUAAAAGACGCCUUCUCUCA
Molecule: messenger RNA, 3440 nt
Organism: Otolemur garnettii (small-eared galago)
Lineage: Eukaryota; Metazoa; Chordata; Mammalia; Primates; Galagidae
Gene: TTLL12
Product: tubulin tyrosine ligase like 12
Exons: 14
Coding region: 174-2084 (636 amino acids)
Biological process (GO): protein modification process
Source: RefSeq, a predicted model, not a curated record